CCGCUUCUUGUCGCUGCAGCUUCCUCGUCACAGAUCGGCGCUUGAUACUGAAGAGAGGUGCCGUCAAACCACCAUGACAAUGCUUAAGUUACAUCCGACCAUUCUGCAUUUUACCAUCAACUGGUCAAGCAAAGCACAACAACAUUCAACCAAACUCAAAUUGACAUGGCCCCACUGCCAUCCGCAACCAUGACCACACCCGACGUGGCUCCGGCCACAGCUACUACCGCCUCGCAGCCCUUUGACGACUUAGUCGACAAGGUCGAGAGCGGCUACGCCGCUAUGCCUACCACCCCAAAGACAGCCACGUCCUUCUCAACAUCCAAACCGCAAGGUCUCCAGCGUUUCGCCGUGCAGAGCGUGCAUCUACGCGAGUGCUUCGCCGAGUUCCUCGGCACCUUCGUCAUGAUCGUCUUCGGUAUGGGCGUCAACAACCAAGUGACCAACUCGCAAGACGCCAACGGCACGUGGCUCAGCAUCAACAUGUGCUGGGGCAUUGGUGUGCUCAUCGGCGUCUACUGCUCUGAGGGCAUCAGUGGUGCCAACCUCAACACGGCCGUGACACUGGCGCACUGCGUGUACGGCCGUCUGCCGUGGUGGAAAGCUCCCGGUUACAUGAUCUCACAACUAUUGGGUGCCUUCUGCGGAGCCUUCAUCAUCUACGUCAUGCAGUACCAGAACCUCAACGUCAUCGACCCGCACCGCGAGACCACACAGAGCAGCUUCUCCACGUACCCGAGCGAUAACAUCUCCAACUACACAGCCUUCUACACCGAGUUCAUCGGUACUGCCAUGUUGGUUCUCAGUAUCUACGCCAUCACGGACAAGCGCAAUAGAUCUGCGGGCCCAGUGGGCUCUCCCUUUGCCUUCUGCCUCAUGAUCAUGGCGUUGGGCAUGGCUUUCGGCAUGAACACGGGCUACGCUGUGAACCCUGCGCGUGACUUGGGUCCACGCAUCUUCACGGCCAUCGCCGGCUGGGGCUCCAAGGUCUUCACCAUUCGAAACUACUACUUCUGGAUCCCGCUCGUCGCCGACUCUCUGGGCGGAGUGUGCGGCGCAGGUCUGUACCGCGUCUUAGUGGAGAUGCACCACCCGCAGCCUCAGCCAGAGCUAGUGUAGGCGAGCUGACAGCAUCGGUCGGUUCUACCUCAUUAGAUAGAGCGGUAGUAGCCACCAAGCAAGUGUAAUAUAGGGGUUCAACGAGUUAAUUGUGUUUGUUCUAGAUUUGUUCGUAUGAAUUCGAGUUGGUAUUUUCUCAGGCUCGCUGGUAUCCAAACGAGG
This is a messenger RNA of Phytophthora nicotianae INRA-310, 1281 nucleotides long. RefSeq lists its product as hypothetical. Gene Ontology annotation, molecular function: glycerol channel activity; water channel activity. Gene Ontology annotation, biological process: water transport; glycerol transmembrane transport. Gene Ontology annotation, cellular component: plasma membrane. Lineage: Eukaryota; Oomycota; Peronosporomycetes; Peronosporales; Peronosporaceae. Bases 166 to 1119 code for a protein of 317 amino acids. The transcript has a single exon. The record is from RefSeq and is a predicted model, not a curated record.